AUGCCACUUGCAGGCACUAUUUCUGAGCGGAUUGUACUGCGAAAGGGAGAGGAAGCCAAGAAACAAUCAGAUGCUGCCGAGAAACAGCUGCAGAACAGCAGGCUGCUCAAGGAGGUGUCCGUACCUUUCCCAGGUGACGAGGAACGAUACCGUCUAAACUGGCUGGGAAACGCGCCCUUUAUGCAGGUACAAGCUGGCUGGGAUGCUUUCGAUGAGGAAUGCGCAGAGACAACAAGGGCGACUGCGGGCGUUCCGUCCUCCCAAGAACCCAAAGCACUUGUUCUUCACGUCAAUCUUUCAGACAGAACAUAUGUAACCGGUCUCCACGAUCACAAAACAUCCCUUAAGAUCGAAGUCUUCUUCAAUGGGCAGCUGAAUAGUUGCUGGCUUAUGGCUACACACGACGUCAGGACUGGUGUCAAAGGACACCAUCAGAUGUUUGCUGGCGCUAGGGUCGACUUUCUUGCUGAGCGGCCAUGGGUGAUCCUCCCACCUGAGACGGAGCCAGCAGUGAGCCUUACAACGCACCAUGAGCCUACCUCAGUAUUGCAGCGAUGGCAGGAUAUUUGCCGCGCCUUAAAGAAAGAAGCAAAUGAGAGGGGUGUCAACGAACAAGGGGAGGUCCCUCCAACCGCCACGUUUCUACAGGCGCUUGCAGCUAUGCAGAUGCCAGAUGAAGUCCGGCAUAUGCAGAAGAUAGGGGGAAAGGUUUUCGGCACAAUCGACGUUAUCGUCACCUCUGGGGAGGGCAAGAAACUCACGAGUGGUGUAGGCUACCUAAAGGCGCCGAAACGGAUGUUCGACGAGAACUUUCCACUCAUGAAACAAAGCGAUGGCGAGGCUGCAGACGUACAAACAGUUGAAACUCGACAAACUGGAAGCGACAAUGACCUCAAAACCAUUCAGCAUGAUUACGAUGGUUUCGACGCGAAUACAGAAAGCGAAUACAACCAAGGAUAUAGCUUGUCAACUCAGGAACAGUCGUUGGACGCAGAUAGGCCUGACAUACCAAGUGCUUCGGAUUUUGUUCCAUAUAGCGGAAUUUCGGACAACUUGCAGCACAUCCAAGGACAGGGCAUAUCGAGCGAUCUGAACAAUCAACCAUGCCAACCGAAUACUGCACCGUAUUUUGGUCCGCUCCAAUAUCCGCCCUUCAGUUUUCCCGAACCAAAUCAACCUCUCUUGAUGGAAGCUGGCCAUGAAUAUCCAAGAACACGUCGAAACGUGACUCCUGUUCAAUUCUCAUCGCACCAAGUUCCCGGCCUUCGUGAGCAAGGAGUUGUUGAAUUACCACACGUGCCACUUCCUCGACCGAACAACUACCUGGAAUGGCCAGCGCCACCCAUAGGGCUGUACUCUGUACCCACGAAGCCAAAACGAAGCAUCUUCCCGCGGAAGGACACUCUUUCGGUGAGGGUGAAGAAAGAUGGCCGUGAUAUUCUGCUCACGAGGUUGGUGAUUCGGGGACAGAAUAAGACCGUCCUAAUUGACCACAAGUGGGACCCACCAAAGCGCAUCACAGUAAGAUCGGGAAGAUUGGUAUGUCCCGAGUCUCAACUCGACCAUUCAGCGAGCAUGAAUGAAUGUCUUGAAUCGUCAAAGUCUGGGGACAUGUCUGACAGCAUCUGUCAACCAGAGAAAACUGCAGUCUACAUGGAAACGUCAGCGCCCACAUCAUCCGAGAAUUUCAGCACAGAUGUGUCCCUCAAAGCAACUCCCCACAUGUAUCAUUCUCUAGAUGAGUCAACUGAUCUUUGCCGUAAGACUCACACAUUGCAGUCGAACGAUGCUCGUCUCUUCGCUCAAUCAGAGAAGGACUCUGUGUUUUCCGCAAAGUACAGUUGUGACCGUCGCGCUUCACCGAGCAGUAGUAUCCUCGACCGUUCUCACGGAGCGUUGUUUCCAACGGUCCCGAAUUCGGCGGUGGAAGCAACUCCGUCUUCAAUGGCCAGGAAGCGUAGGGCUUCCACUGGCGCUGUCACCAAGCGGGCACGCAAUCGUACUUGCUUGAAGACUGACGACAAUUCCUCACUGAAUCAGAAUUGUAUUAUCACAUAUGCAAAGAACAAGGGCGAGGAAAAUGAGCAAGGUGUUUUCAGACAAGUCCGGAGUGAAAGAUGUGGGGUAUUUCAGGAGGACUAUGUCGUCUUUGCGGCACGUUUCUUUGUAGGAGAAAAGGCGAGCAUGGACAAAGAGUAA
Molecule: messenger RNA, 2199 nt
Organism: Bipolaris maydis ATCC 48331
Lineage: Eukaryota; Fungi; Ascomycota; Dothideomycetes; Pleosporales; Pleosporaceae
Source: RefSeq, a predicted model, not a curated record